Messenger RNA from Rotaria sp. Silwood1, 327 nucleotides. The record is from the annotation of a GenBank genome assembly. Lineage: Eukaryota; Metazoa; Rotifera; Eurotatoria; Philodinida; Philodinidae.
AUGGUUUUAUAUCGAACUGCAUUAGGUGAUGUUCAUAUUGCAUUAAUAUAUGAUAGAGAUAAAUACAGUUAUGGUCAUAAUAGACAAUGUAUUCGUCGUCCACCUAAGAAAAUACAUAGUAAAGAAUUAUAUGAUUUAGUGAUGGGUGAAAGUAAGAAAAAUGGUGGUAAUCUAUUGAAUCAUCGUGAAUUUAUUUUAUAUGAUGCAGGUCAAGCUUAUCCGGAAUAUGUUAUUUAUUUUCAUCGUUCAUCUAAAAAUGUACUUGAAUCAAGCAAUAUAGAAGAUUUUAAAAUAAAAUGUCUAAAUUUUUUAACUGAUACAUUUUAA